CGCAGCCCCAGCCAGCCGCCCGCUGUGAAUGCUCUGGUGGCCAGCCAAGUGACAGUCAUUGCUAGACAACAGAGACCAUGGCCGACGUGACGAUCCGCAAGGGGCUGCGUAACCCGCUGGACGAGGCGCAGGUGCGUCGCGCUGUACUAGCGUUGCGGACAUUCGCGGCCAAGAAGAACGAGGAGCGGUCCAAGGCGACGCUCGUGGAGGACGUCGACUACGUCUCAUGCAUCUUGACGCGCAAACUGGUGCCGGCCAAGGCGUCGCUCAAGCCAAUUCCAAUCACGCUGCCGCACGCAAUGUACGAUGAGUCGGCCGAGAUCUGUCUCUUCGUCAAGGACGAGGACAAGAAGCGCAUUAAGGAGGCGCUGGCCAAAGACCCCGUACAGGGCGUGACUAAGAUCAUGACGGUCAAGAAGCUGCGCAAGAACUUCCCGCGCUUCGAGGACAAGCGUGCGCUGGCGGCCGCCUACGACAUGUUCCUGGCCGACGAGCGCGUGCUGCCCUACCUCAAGGGUCCGCUCGGUACUACGUUUUUCGUCAAGAAGAAACAGCCCAUCGCCGUGCGCGUGUCCCGCAAGAGCGUGGCCAACAGUGUGCGUCUUGCUUCCCGGCGUACGGCCUUCCACGUCAGCGCCGGCGUCUGUAGCAACGUCAAGGUGGCGCGUCUGGACAUGGAUCCCCAGCAGAUUGUGGACAAUGUCAUGGUGGCCAUGAACAACUGCGCCAACCUCGUGCCCAAGGGCUGGAACGGCGUACAGUCGAUCAGUGUUAAGCUCGCGGAUUCGGUGACGCUGCCAGUGUACAACGCACUGGCCUCGCUGGCCAAGCUGCCGCCCGUCGGCAAGACCGCUAACCUGAAGAAGCGGAAGCUCGAGGAGUUUAUUGCCGAGGCUGAUGCAGAGGAGGAGGCUCCCAAGACCACAAAACAAGGCAAGAAGGCAGUUGCGGCCAAGAAGAACAAGAAGCAGCAGGCUGUGGAGGAGACACCGAAGGGCAAGAAGGCCAAGAAGGUGGCCAAGGUGGAGGCAGCAGAGGAGACCCCGAAGAAGCAGAACAAGACGGCAAAGAAGGAGGACAAGCCAGCAGAAACUACCGCUUCCCCGGCCAAGAAGAAGGCCCGGGGUAAGAAGAAAGUGUCGAAGAAGUAAGCUCCUGAUCUGUAAUCCACUUGGUCGGAGUAGAUAGAUGAUUUACACAACAUACACGUACUGCUCUCACUUCAAUA
Messenger RNA from Phytophthora nicotianae INRA-310, 1228 nucleotides. RefSeq lists its product as hypothetical. Bases 78 to 1151 code for a protein of 357 amino acids. The record is from RefSeq and is a predicted model, not a curated record. NCBI's taxonomy places the organism in Eukaryota, Oomycota, Peronosporomycetes, Peronosporales, Peronosporaceae. The transcript is spliced from 2 exons.